AUGGAACACCAACCCCCCGAGCAAAAGCCCUUUGCCCAGAGACCCGUCGUAAUCCUGGGCGCAGGGAUCAUCGGUUGCGCAGCUGCCCGGCAAUUGUUGAGGAGUGGCUUUUCAGUAGUGCUGGUCGCCGAAUACCUGCCUGGGGACCAACAUGUUCAAUAUGCAUCAGCCUGGGCAGGAGCUGCAUGGCAUGCCGCUGGCGGUAUCACUCCUGACCACCGAUAUAUCCAAGCUGUCUCCCAUCGCAUAAUGCUCAGGAUGGCGCAGGAUGGGCCUGAGACCGGCGUCAGUGUUGUCAAUGCACGAGAAUAUCUAGAAAAGGAACCUGCUCCCGAUUCAGCUAUAUGGGGCAAGACAGUGGUUUCCAAGUUCCGUCAAAUGAAUCCUGGCGAAUACCCGGCCCAUUUUAAUAGCGCCUGGGCCUAUGAGACGCUGGUGACCGAUCCAACCAUACACAUGCCAUACCUGAGAAAGGAAAUCACAUCGCUUGGGGGUCGAUUUGUUCGACAGCAUGUCGACUCUCUACAACAGCUGUACGACAUGUUUCCCGGGUCGCGUGUCUUCCUCAACGCCAGCGGCUGGGGUAGCAAAAAUUUGACGGACGUAAAGGAUGAUAAUUGUUUCCCCGAGCGUGGGCAAAAUGUCUUGUUGGCCACUGACAAAUGCAACACAAUGUACUUCCGGAAUGGCCAGGAAUAUACCUAUGUGAUCCCUCGGCCAUUGUCCAAGGGAGUUGUACUGGGCGGAGUCAAGCAGCCAGGCAAUGUGUACGUGACCCCAGAGAGUCUGUGGAACGCCAAUCUGACAUCAUUCUGCAGGUCACCGGAGAUCGAUCUGAGUAUUGCGCAGGAUGAGAUUGCCCGCGUGCAUCAGUUAGCUCCCGAAAUUGUCCCCGAGCAUCCGGCUGCAGAUAGGAUCAGUCAUAUUGUCGGGAUCCGACCUUCUCGCAAAGAAGGCUUCCGUCUUGAUUCGGAGCGCAAAGGGGACCGUACGGUGGUGUCUGCGUAUGGAUUUGGUGGUGGUGGGUAUGCUUUCUCCUAUGGGAUUGCCGACGCCGUGGUUAAGAUGGUCGAAACGGCAGAGCGCGAAAAUGUCAUUGUCUAG
Molecule: messenger RNA, 1104 nt
Organism: Penicillium salamii
Lineage: Eukaryota; Fungi; Ascomycota; Eurotiomycetes; Eurotiales; Aspergillaceae
Source: the annotation of a GenBank genome assembly